Podarcis lilfordi (Lilford's wall lizard) is the source of this 29797-nucleotide messenger RNA. The record is from the annotation of a GenBank genome assembly. NCBI's taxonomy places the organism in Eukaryota, Metazoa, Chordata, Lepidosauria, Squamata, Lacertidae.
ACUCAAGAUGGCGGCAACGGAGCGGCCGUCACGUGACGCAGGCACCGUUUCCCGGAUGUUGGUCUGUUGGCGGCGGUUGUCGGGAGAGCGGUUGAUGGGUCGUCUGGGACGGGAGUAUCGCGGGACAUGGACUGGAAGCAGGCGCUGAAGAGCCGCUUGGCCGCCAGCAGCGACCGUGAGUGCGCGCGCAGGGGUUUAUAGCGGUGAGGCGGGAGGAGGAGGAGGACAAGGACAACUGUCAGCGCCUUCCUUCUUCCCUCACGGACGGGGGGCGGAAUGGCCAACUGACCGUUGGAGGCCGGUUGCUGGCCUUUGGCGCUUCCGCCACCAGGCCCCCGUCCCUUCCGCGCAGCCCUUUCAGGGAAGUCUCUUAGGAGUUUCCAGUCCCCACCCUGAAAGGAUUCCGUGCCUCUCGUUAGCGGUGCCCCUGAGUGAACAGAAAUAGCUACGUUCUCUGCCUUUGGCGGCUUUUCUGACUCUCUUAUUUCACCUUAUUGCUCUCCUUAUAAUUCAUUUCCCCUGCCGUACCUCUGUCGUAACCCUCAUUCAAGGAGGUCAGGCCACCUUCCAUGGGUUUCUCUCAUUCUUCACAACAAGCCUCUUCUUGAGGUGUGAAGUUAAGAUAGGUAAUGACUUUUUCCCGUUUCACCGGCAGAGCUUCACAAGUGAUUUGAAAUCAGGUGUCUCUUGUCCAAGUCCAGCACAAUGCCAGUUACACCACAUUGGACCCCAUCUGUAUUAACUAACUUUACCUGCCAAUAGAAGACAGCAUCUGGCUUCAUAGUCAUUCUAGACCAGGGUUUUUUUUUGGGGGGACUACAAUUCCCAUCAUCCCUGACCACUGCUUCUGCUAGCUAAGGAUGGUGGGAGUUGUAGUCCAAGAACAGCUGGCUACAUGGGCAUAGCCAAGAAUACUUACCGUAACUAACUGACCAAUUGUGUCAGUUUUGCCCCUCCCCCCCAAAAAAUCCUGGUUAUGCGCUUGGCUGGAUACCCAAGUUUAGGAAACACUGUUGUAGACCAAGCAGUUUUUUGUUUCUAUUAGUAUGCUACACUGUCAUUGGGUUUGUGUUUACAAUCCAUAAUUCAAGUUAAAAUUCCUGUUCAGUCCACAGGCAUGUGUGGAGGAAACAAGCCUACUCUUAGCAUGAUGACUUUUAAUGCAUAGAAUAAAUUUUCACAGUUACUAUUAGGCCAUAAUGAUUUUCUGUUGCAGUUCAUAUUUUUUUGCUUUAAUGUCCUCUUGUUUUGGACCCAGUAUUACAUAUUGAGAAUUAAGAUUGUGACAGGACGUCAUUGAUGGGAGCUUGACUCCGUUUUCAAAUCCAACAUGGUUCUAGAGUGGCUCUUAGAUAGCUGCUACUGUAUUAUGUCGAAACAAAAUAAAAAAAAUCCUUCCAGUAGCACCUUAGAGACCAACUAAGUUUGUUAUUGGUUUAAGUUUGCAUGAUGUUAUUGGUAUAAGUUUGCAUGAUGCACACGAAAACUUAUACCAAUAACAAACUUAGUUGGUCUCUAAGGUGCUACUGGAAGGAAUUUUUUUAUUUUGUUUCAACUACGGCAGACCAACACGGCUACCUACCUGUAACUGUAUUAUGUGACAUUGAUAAAUAACUGCACUUACCUAUAACACCCAUACCAUACAGUCAUCACUUUCCCUCCAAUGAUGAGAAAUUAUAAUGUGACAUUAUAGGCCAGAAGUGGCAAGCCUUCAGGCCACAUCUGACAUACAAAGCUUUCUGUGGUCCACCAGCCCUCUGCCAAAAUCAGGCAACAAAAAUGUGUGCCUUUUCCUCCUGUCUACUGCUUUCCUUUCAAAGGCAUCUCUUCUCGUUCUGAUGUGGUACCAUUGCUAAAAUGUCUUAACACUGAGGAAACAAGAUGGGGAGGAAUCCCCAGCCUUGCUCCUCUGUUGAUCGGCUGAAGGGUGGGGUGUAUGUCUGAAUGUGUUUGCCCACCUGAAGGGUGGGGUGUAUGUCUGAAUGUGUUUGCCCACCUCUCUGAGGAUGUGGUCUCUAUGUGCAGUGAGUGUGUGCAUACACACAUUGUCUGAGGCAGUAUGCCUCAGUGGGAGAGUACUAUUGCCUCUUGUUCUGCUCGCAGGCUUCCUAUAGACUUCUGAUUGGCCACUGUGAGAAGAGGAUGAGCUAGGUAUUUUGACAGAUCCAGCAUGACUAUUCUUGCAUUCUUAGUGAGUGUGCAUUUUGCAAUGCCCAUCACUGUCACAUAGCUCUCAGAAGGUCAGUCAACCCUUUGGGCAGCCCUCUGGCCAAAUAAGGUUCUAAACCACAGAGCCUAGGGCUUGCCGAUCGGAAGGUCAGCAGUUCGAAUCCCUGCGACAGGGUGAGCUCCCAUUGUUUGGUCCCAGAUCCUGCCCACCUAGCAGUUCAAAAGCACGUCAAGUGCAAGUAGAUAAAUAGGGAAGGUAAACAGCGUUUCCAUGCGCUGCUCUGGUUUGCCAGAAGCGGCUUAGUCAUGCUGGCCACAUGACCCGGAAGCUGUCUGUAGACAAACACCGGCUCCCUUGGCCUAGAGAGCGAGAUGAGCACGCAACCCCAGAGUCAUCUGCAACUGGACCUAAAGGUCAGGGGUACCUUUAUCUUUACCCCUGUUACAAGCAUUUGUAUUGUCUUUACCAAAAGUAGUUGCUUACGCCAUUACAUUGUCUUGGGCCCUAUGUUUAGACUAGCUCACCAGGCUGUGUGAGAUAUACAGUACUCUUUGAAUCAGAACGGAAAGCCUUUCAGAGGAUUAUUUGGGUGAAGCAGAUUAAUAACUUUUUUGAGAACUUUAGAAUUCCAUGUCCCCAGGGAAAGUACUUUCCUAGCCCAUCUCAAUUUGGUAGAUCCAGUGAAUGGUACCCACAGCUGAUAUUUCCUUCCAUGUAAUGGCUUUGAUUACAUGACCAUUAGGGAUUGUCACACUUGAGUGCUUUCCUAUUCUAUAUUUACUUAUUUGUUAGAUGAUUUAUUGUAUCAUAUAUUGUAAAAAAAUAAUAAUGAACUGAUCUACAACAAAAUAUAUUUUUGCUGUUUCCUAAAAUGGAUGGUAGAAUCAUAAAAUUUAGAGUUGACAGAAUGGGUCAUGUAGGCCAAUCCCCUGCAAUGCAUGGUACAGGAGGCUAGGGUUUUCCUUUUAUUUAUGAAAAGUUUUGCCCUGCCUUUGAGGCCACCAAGGCAGAUCCCCAAUUAAAACACAAAUAAAAUAAAAAAGAGGGAGGAGAUAAAAACAGACACAACAGCGACAGGGGAAGAGCAUUGAGUCAAUUAAAAAACUACAGUGCCACAUCAGGAGAUUAAAGAACUCCAAACACAUUAAAAGCAUACCCACCCAAAAGUCAGAAGAGAAAGGACCAGCCAAACUUCUUUCAGGAGGGAAUUUCGUAAUCUGCUGCAGCUGCAAAGCCCUACUCUUGUGUCCCCUCCAGCUGCACCUCCAAGGGUGGCAGAAUACAGAACCAGGCAGCCUCAAAAGUUGAUCACCAUUUGCAAGCAGGGCACCAGGCACAUUUGCGAGCACCUCAAAAAGUGGGUGCCAUUUUUUGUGCCUGGCUGACACUCAAGGUUUACUGAAAUGUAUGUGCUUUGAAGCCUCAAAGUAUAUGUUAAGGAUAGACAAAAUGUUAAGGAUUUUAACAAUAAAGAGUAGAGUAUUUUGAAAACUGAAUACCAGUAUCUUUAUUGUAAACACCAAAUUAAACGUGGAUUAACAAUUUCUUCUAAAAAUGUGAUAUUAACAGUGUGUCACUUAUGUGAAUUGUGUAUUACUUCAUGCUUAUCAAAAUAAUAAAUAAAAAGUGUUGCCGACCCCCCCUGCCCCGUGGUGACUAGACAUUCCGUUUUGGCGCCCACAACCCAGGUCCCAGAAGCCAUUUGGCUCCUAGCUUUUCUAUCCCAGUUUCUAACACUGAUUCAUUGUGCUAUCUCAGCUCCCUUUCAAGAGGCUAGAAAAGGCCUUCAGUGUUCCUCUCCCUAUGGGGCUGUAAGGAUUGCAUUUCUCAAUGUUAAAUGGCUAAGAGAGGUUGCUACUAAAAUGCAUAAAAUAAUUAUGCAAGAUUGACACUGGAAUUCUAAAAUUGACGAGGGACUGAACUACAUGUGGACACAAUUUAUAGAACAACCCAUUUAUAAAUUGCUCUGAGAGGAGAUUCUUAACUUCCCCUUCCACAGGCUAAACCACUCACCAUGACAUGUUUUUUUCUACCUGUAGAGUUGCAAAUAUAUGUGUGUCUCAAAGCAUCCACCAGACUUCUGUUACAAGUAAAUAGAAAUAAUAUGUUGUUCUGCCCUAAAACCUGCAACCCUCCUCAAUCUGUUAGCACAGCUGUUGUGAUGUAGUAGAACAUUCUAACAGCUCUGGGAAAGAGCUCAACAAUAGCUUUUUAAUAAUUACUAAAGCUUAUAUGGACAAAGUGAAAAGUCACUCUGGGAGGCAAAGCUUUCAUGGGAACUGCUGUAUGCUCUUAGCAGGAAGGGAUUUUGCAGCCAACGUUGCUUUGGAGACUGAGAGAAUAUUGGGCAGAGAAGCCAGAGUGUUUGCUUGUGUAUGUGUUUCAAACAGGUAUGUGAGAUUUGACAAAUCAUUUGGCUGCAAGUCUCUGGCAUAAUUAUACAAAAGCAGAAAUAAAUAUUUUGCAUAUGGAAGUACAUUUUGCUAUGAAAUGUAAUGCAUCGCAUAUUACAUUAACUAGCUAAAAGGAGUGAUCAGGAGCUGAAGGAUGAAGAGAUGGAGCUGUUUACAAAAUACUACCUGGAAUGGAAAGGAGGGAGGAAAAAUGCCAGUACAUCCUAUAUGAGCAUACCACGAUUUUAUUAUAGGGUAAGUAUGGUUUUCAGUGCUCAUUUGCUCUCCAGUUUAAAAGAGGGAAAGUGUUCUGUGGAAUCAAUUUGCUAGUUUCAUAUUACCAAAGGGAAUUAAGCACACACAUUAAUUGGUUUCUUUCACUACAAAGUCCAUUGACAUAAAUAGCCUAGAUAACCAAGGAGAGGAAUCCUACUCUAUUUUGUUUUGCACAAAAGUGUUGUUUAAAACAGAUUUCCAUAACUAAGAUUUUCUGUGGUUGACUCAUAGAUUCUACUCCAAAUAAUUAAUUCUUACACACACACACACACACACACUUCUUCCAUCUGAGUAAUCUCAGAGCAGUUUGCAAAAAAAUAAAAAACCAGUAAGGUAGAAUAAUAUUAAAAAAUGAAACCACUGUAAAAUUCUAUCUGCUGUAGCCAGCAAUGUGUCCUAUUCAAAGGUGGAAAUUAGUAACCAUCAAAUGCCUAGGUAAGCUUAUAGGUCUCAAGCAGGUUUCAAAAGCUCAUCAGAGUCAGUGGCUGCCUUAUUUCAAAGGGGAUCAAGUUCCAUAGAGCGGGCACCAUUACAGAAACGGAACCCCCUCUGUUUGCUGCAUAUCAUGGCUUAACUAACAGCAGUACCACCAGUAGAGCUCCCACCCCACCCCCAGUGGUAUUGGCAAACAAGCAGGUAUACAUGGCAGCCAAUGUUCUUUUAGCUAUCCAGACCCAUUCUGAAUAAUACUGCAUUCUUAGUAGACAGAGAUAAUGCAUUACAGUUUUUGUCUAUGUAUACCAUGUCUGGUUGGGGCGUGGGAUGCGAAUCCUCUACUACUUGUCCAAGUGAAUUCGCUGAUGAGUGCAGCUGCUUCUUACAGGUUUGUGGUGUAAAGAGGGCCUGUUAAAAGUUUCACCAGUAAGCUUUAACCAUUUUGCAUUAUGUGUUCAACAGGGUGGAUUGAUUAAAAUACGUGAUUUAAAGUGGCCUUUUAAAUCAGUGUGAUUUAAAUAAGCAAUAAAAGGCCACUUUAAAUCAUUAAUUUAAAUCAAGUUUCCCACCAAUACUACUUCAGAUAUUUCCAGAAUAAAUGUGCAAUUAUGACCACUAAAUCAUGUUAAUGUUCAACCAAAUAGAAUAUUAUUUACACUGCUGUGUCAUUCUUAUAAUCAGACCUUUUGUCACUGUGUAUGUUUUGCAUGCUAUUUUUUUCUUACUGAAAGAGGGAACAUAGAAUCAUAGAAUUGUAGGAAGGGAUCUCAAGGGAUCUAGUCCAACCCCCUGCAGUGCAAGAAUCUCACCCAACGCAUCCAUGACACAUGACCAUCCAACAUCUGCAUAAAAAUGUCCAAUGGUGGUGAGUCCCCCACAGGUUUCCAAUUUUCCCUUAGAAGGUCUUUCUUACAAACAAUACUCAUGAGAGUUUGUGAAGUUAACACUGCAAUUCUAUGCAUAUCUGCUGAGAAGGAAGUCCGAUUGAGUUUCUCUGGUGCUCACUCUCAGGGAAAUACUGUAGGUAUAAGAGAAACUUAGUAUUUACAGUUGUUUAUUAUUAUUAUUAUUAUUAUCAUCAUCAUCAUCAUCAUCAUCAUCAUUAUCUUUAUACCCCAGCUUUUUCCCUGAUGGGACUCAAGGAAGCUUCUAGGUAAAAUUAAGAACUAUUGAAAACGGAAAAAACAAUCAUUAAAAGCAAUUAAACAUUGAUAGAAUUAAAACUAUACACAUAUAUAAAAUGGGAUUCAAGGUGGCUUCCAGGUAAAAUUAAGAACCAUUAAAAACAGAAAAAACAAUCAUUAGAAGCAAUUAAACAUUGAUAUAAUAAACAUUGAUAUAAUUUCAGAUAUAUAAAAUCUGUUAAAACGAUGCCAGUAAUUACAAUAAAAACAGCAUGGCACCAGCCCUUUCAUUAAAAGCAGUCAGUUCCCAAAAGCCUAUUGGAACAAGCAAGUCUUCACCUGUCAGCGGAAGGACAACGGGGAGGGAGCACAAGUGUAUUUCAAAGAUUGCAAUGUUGCUCUGUUGUGCAAAUGUCUGCACCUCUUUUUCUUCAAUUGAAUGCUGUUGAACAUCUAUUCAGACAGAUUGGUACGCUGGAAGCAUCUGUCCUGUGUGGCAGGGACUUGUCUCAUGCUACGUUUUUGGACAGUUUAUCCUGUGGUUUCUUGUCUCAUGCUUCUUGGUACAUCAAGUGUGGGGAAAGAAGCCUACCUUGGUGUAGGGGGAAACCCUGUUCUUGUAUUUGAGGAAGACAGAGAGAUUUGUUACCCCAAAUUCUUGGGUUUUGUAAAACCCUGUCCAAAACAUUCAUGUGCUAACCAUUCUCUUGGGGAUUCUGCCCUCUGUUCAUUGCAUCUAGCAUGGCAAGUACUUGGGAGAUUCCUCUUCUCCUCUGCUGUCCCUUCUUUUGGAAGUGACUUUGCAGCACAGAGCUGUUUGAGACCUGCAGGCACAGACACACAGUGCAGAUCUCUGCCCUGGACUCAGUCUGCAGAGACCACUUUGCCUUUUUUCUCCAGGAACCAUUCCCAACUGUUAUGGAGGGAGAACUGCAAGGCAAAUCCAAAUCAUCUGGUCGGGCCCCUCGUGGCCCCACCUGGACAGAUGAGGAGACCAGAGUCCUAUUGGGUCACUGGAAUACCUUGCUGGUCCAGCGCCGGGUUCAGAACAUGCCCACCAACAGUGAUUUGUAUGCUGUCCUAGCCAAGAAGAUGGCUGAGGAGGGAUUCCUACGCACGCGAAUCCAGUGCAACAACCGGAUCCGAGAUCUUCGCAAAGCAUAUCGCAAGGCAAAGGAUGCUAUGGGCAAGGCAGGGGCCACGCCAGUUCGCUGUCGCUUCUUCAGGGAGCUGGAUGAGAUCUGUGGAGGAGAAACAGAAACUGGCCCCUCUUCAGUGAAUCAGGCUAUGAGACUCCAGCCCUCCACUACCACAGUUCAACCAGGGCCUUCCUGGCAACCUAUACCAGAAACUUCCUGGAAGGUGGAAGAGGACUCUGAGAUGGAAGCAACCUUUGAAGGACUCAGUGAUGCCACACAGCCCCUCCAGGAGGUGCUGAAGAUUAAGGUGGAAUCUGAACUUGAAGAGGUUGCUUCCUUUCAGCUGCCCCUGCAGCCUGUUUCUUCAUCUUCCUCCAGCACAGUGGCAACUGCAUCUGCCUUGGAGGAAGAACUACCAUCCGUUUUCCAAGAACCAGACACCCUAAUGCCUGCCAGGUCAGCUUCUGCUCAGGCUCCACAGCUAUUGCCAACCAGUUGCAAUUCAGAACAGAGGUUAAAAGCAGGAGUCCCGGACAAAGUACUCAUAGGUGAGUCUUUUUAAUCAUUUGUCCACAUUUCUCUCUGAAGGAAUACCCACUGCUGUAAUUAAGCUUCUAUUUCUCUUUGCUUCAGGCUUUUAAUCUAACAAUGUAUGGAAAGAGAGGAGGGUUCAUCAUGUUACUAUAUUUGGUGAUGGCUAGAGUUGUCUUUGAAAUUCCUCCUCAGCUCUUCCAUGUAGUUAAUUUCACUUCCAUAGUAAAGUGUCCUCAAAUUGGUCAUGUCCUUAACCUAAUUUCUGCUGACAGGCCCAAGGUUUUGCUGGAUGAAGCUUCUGCUUCUCUUUCUAAAGGAAUCCUUUAUCAUGGAUUGAAGAAGGCGGUUACAAAAUUCACCUGCAUACUGGACUUUUGUUUCAACUGCCACUGAAACUAUUUUGACUUGCAAACAUGAAAUCAUAGUGGGAUAUUCUGUUGCCAUCAAUCAACCUAUUGUUGUUACCAGAGAAGGGGUCCCAAUUACAAAGACUGGCUAGACAUAUUACCAAUGACAUUACCACUAAAAGCAUUCCUUUUUCUGACCUCUUAUUUGCUAACCAUAAAUAUAAAUUAUCUUGCUAACAUACCCAGUUGGAGGUAGUGACAUGAUUGCAGAAAGUUCCCUCUCCUUGAACUCCUUCCCUCCUAAUUUGUGUUUUGUUUACAGUAACUGUGUUCAUGUACUCUUACUCUUGCUUCUUCAUCAUUUGUGUGUGUUUGUUUGUUUUCUUUCCCCCAAAAAACAGGGAGACCAACAGGUGACCCAGAGGCAGCAGCACCCAGGCAACCAGUGCCAGCCAUGGACAGGGUGGCACAGAUGAGGGCUAGAAGACGCCGGGCCAGGGAGGAAACCAUAGACCGCCUGCUGGAGGAGAUAAGAGCUGGAAGGGAGGCCAUGGACACAACAUUCCGACUGUUCCUUGAACAGCAGCGCUCAUUUCAGAACAGCCUCAUCCGUGAGAUGCGACUGGCAAGGCGAGAACAGCGUCAGGCUGCUGAAGCUGAGCUCCGGGCUCGCCAGGAAGAGUGGCAACAGCAGAGGACUCAACGGAUCCUGGACACAAACAGAACUGAUGCCGAGAUAGUUCGAUUCCGCCAAGAGCUCAAUCUCCUUAGACACAAUUUUAUAGAUUUCUUUUCAGCAGCAAGAUCCUUCCCCACAGAAGCCUCUCCUGUGCCUGCCCAGGGGGAGAGUCCUGGCCCUUCUCAAUCACACCAAGAAGGCUACACGCCCAGAGCAACUGAAGUGCAAGCAUCUCUUCCAGGCCCAUGGGUGCUUGGGGUGCCUUCAAGGGGGAGGAGAGGGAGACCAAGGAGACGUGGUGGUCCUACCAGGAAGCAGGUCCACAGGGAGUAAUCACCAUGUAAUUGAGCUAGUGCUUUGAUGGUCUGCUCAUGGAACUGGUGCUAUUCAACAUUCUGUCUACCUCUUUUAUUUCUGCACUGACUGUCAACCUCUUUGGUUUCUUCAACUUUUUAAAAUGUACUUGAAUACACUCAGUGUUACAGUCUGCAUUGCUUUUUGUCUUUAUGUAGCAAUGGUCAUUUUUAUUGUAUGCUUUCCAGUGAUUCUGUAAUUUUCUUCUUUUCCUUCAGUUUCUGCAAUAAAUUCUUUAUUCACAAAAAAAUUUGUCAUAUACUUUAAUGUCAGGUGACGGUGCACAUAAAUCUGAUAGAUGGGCCUUACAAAUGUGAGUAGAGGUUUGAAUCUGGUUUGCAGUUAGGCUCAGAUUAUUGAUGGGAAGGGGUGAAUGUGCACAUUCAGCUACACACAAGGCAUUCUACAAUUCAUUUAAAUUUGCCCCAUUAUUUGAACUGUGCAAUAGCAAAUAUAUAGUAUUCUUGAUCAAAAAUCUUCAUAAAUAUGAUCAGCUUUUUAUUACUACAUAAAAGCUGGUAAAACUGACUAAAAUCCUAAAUCCAAAGAUUCUUGCAGUUAGAUUACUGCAAUGCAUUAUUCGUGGGGCUCUGAAGACGGUUUGAAAACCUCAGCUAGUACAGAAUUCAAUAGUCAGGUUGCUCACCGGGGCUAGAAGGGCUGAGCAUAUAAAACCAAUUCUGACCUGACUGCACUUACUGCCAAUUAGUUUCCAGGUCCAGUGUAAAAUGCUGCUUUUGACCUAUAAAGCCUUAAAUGGCUCAGGACUGCAAUACUCCCUGUAUGAACCAACCCAGAUGCUGCAAACUUAACCUUAGGCCCCUUUUUGUGGACCCCUGCAUGAGAAGUCUCAAGGAUGACCUCCUGUUUGUGGAAUGCUGUUCCCAGGGAAGCUCAUUUGGUACCAUUUAUAUGUCUUUAGGCACCAGGCAAAAACUCUCCUCUAUAACCAGGCCUUUGGUCUUUAAUUAUCCUUGGCCCCCUCUGCCUCGGUAUGCUGGAGCAACUCAGCCAGAGGGAGGUCCAUCUCCUACUGUAUAAUGGGUACACAAGGUGGGAUAAAAAUUGAGAGUUCUUAACAUAAAGUGACUUCCAUACUGUAUUUUCAAAGGUGCAGGGGCGACAGGCUUCUGAACAGUGGUUGCCCUGCCCUUGUGAAAUCAGAUUGACUAACUGGGGCUCCUUAGAAUAAUCUUCCCUGAUCUGAUGACCUCCCAUUGUAGUUGGACUACAACUUCUAUCAGCCCCAGCCAGCAUGGACCAGUGAUCUGACUCCGAAUAAGGCUGUUUCUUACAAUCUUAUGUGGCAGAACUGUGCCUUCUCUUACUGAGGUUUCUUCAGAGGAUGGUGGAAUGGGAAGGAGAGACACACCUGACCUGGCAAGAGAAGAACCUCUUUUCAUUGUUGCCUCUUAGCCACUGCCUUCUACAAGCUGCAUUGGUUAUGGAGUGGAGAUGGGCUAGUUCAGGAAAUCAGAUUUACCCUGUCCAUUUUGACACAUCUGCUUGUCAAAAGAAGAGAAAACAAACCUACAAAUAAAGUGACUUCAUGCAAUAAUUCCGGUAGCACGGAUGUAAUCAGUUUUGAGCUAUACAUUGUAGUUUUGAGUUUACAAUAGGAUGUGAAAAGGACUGAUUCUAUUUUGCAGGCUUGCUUCAUUUUGUUGUGGUGGGACCUUGCAUAUUGUUGUCAAGCUUUAAUACUCAAAGAUUUUUAACUUGUAGAAUCAUGUGUUUAUAUAAAAGUUAUAUUAGGCACAUAUUAGACUUGGGAGUUUGAAUUCACUAUUGCUAUGCCAGCAUGCAGACAAUUUAAAAAUAGUUGGGACAGCUGACAUACACAUCAAUCUACUGUUUUUCUUUGCCCCCUUUGCAUAUUGAAGAAAAGUCGACCAAUUUCUGUUGUGGUUACAAACCAUGUUUGCAUGCAAUUUUUACUGUAAUUGCCCAGCCUGGGUUCUGGUCAGUAGAGUUGUACCACACUACAAAUAACAUUCAUUUCUUUCUUUCUUUAGUUGCCAGCAGAAGAUGAAAUUUUAUUACAGAAACUAAGAGAAGAAUCCAGAGCAGUCUUUUUGCAGAGAAAAAGCAGAGAACUACUAGAUAAUGAAGAACUGCAAGUAAGGAAAAAAAAAUGUGUUUCUUAAUCUCAGGUAAACAAUUCUUGAUCAUUUUGUCUUGCAAUAAUUCCCUAACUUUUUGCCUCCAUCCCCCUUUUUAAGAAUUUGUGGUUUCUGCUGGACAAACAUCAGACAUCGCCCAUGAUGGGAGAUGAAGCAAUGAUCAACUAUGAAAGCUUCCUGAAAGUUGGUGAGAAAGCUGGAUCCAAGUGCAAGUAAGGCACCUAUAUUUUCAGGACUUACGCUAGUCUGCCCUUAGCUUAAGAGUUCUGGAUUGUCUUGGUCAACAUUUAAAUUGCAGGUUGUUAUGACUUAAUUUUUAUUUCUCCCUAUAUGUGCCUCUUUAAAUUUGUAGGCAGCUCUUUAGAAGAGCUGUUAGAACACGCGGGAACUUAGGAAGCUGCCUUAUACCAAGCUCAUUGGUCCAUCUAGCUAAGUAUUGUCUACACAGACUGGCAGCGGCUCUCCAGGAUUUCAGAGAGGGUUCUCUCCUCAUGGCCUUCCGACCAAUUCAGCUAUGGGGAGCAGUGAUAAGAGCCGGGGGUGGCAGUGGCUGAUGAUUAGUGAGCCUGAUAGUAGAACUCUGUGGACUGGACCAGUGCAACAGUACUGCUGAUAUUGGUGGCAGUGGGCAAAUAGUACCUCAGGAAUGAGUUAAGCCUUUUUACAUCCCUGUUUGCUCAUAUUCUACCUCACGGUAAAAUUCACGUAGUUCUGCAAGGAUAUAUUGUUGGCUGUCAGAAGGAAGUUCUGAUAAAAACAUCAUUUGAGCAGCUGUAAAGUGGUUGGAGGGGAAGUACCAUUAUAGGUAGCAAAAUAAGGGGGUUUUUUUUGCUGUGACUUUGUACGCAGUAGGCAGCAGAGUGCUUUUAUGUGUUUGGCAGAAGCAUCCUGAUAGGGAGUAUAGGACAGCAAUCCUUGGCAUACUCAUGGCUUCUUACCAGAACUGAGGUGAAAGCUCAAGCUGGUCAAAUAGCAAGCAGAUGAUGUGAGAGACGUAUCGAAGAGCAUACAUUUUGCCAAGACUUAAUGCUUGCAGAGCUUAUUAUAAUAUUUCUUCAGGAUAUCACCUUCUGAGGGGUUCUAACAAUGUGGGCGUUCAGUCCACAACCUCAAACCCAAUUUGACGGUGGUUUUCACAAUUUCCCAGUGCAGCAGCGAUAAUUGCAAACCCAGCCACAUGGAAAGCCAUACCUGUGGAAUAGCUUCAUGCUUGGUUCAGUAGAUUUUUCACCACACUGUUGUUGUUGUUUUUACCCAUAGUUGUUUGCUUGGUGAACAUUUCUUGAACUGUGUGGGAAGUUGCUUUCCAUAAGGAUCUGCCUUCUGUUUCUAGGUGUAAAUAAGGCCUAAUCAGGUGUGAAUCAGGCGGGGGGGGGGGUGCUGCUGAGCUUGGUUGCUGCAAGUUCAUGUACUGUAAUUCAUGUACUGGAACUUAUGUCAGAUUAGCAUUCAAACUAGGAUGUGGCUCUGAGACAUUGCUUAGGCUUUUGGUUAAUUAUUACUAUUUGGAUCCGGAAUGAAAAGCAGUAAUGAAUUGCACCAACUAGGUUUUUUCCAGAACUGCUGUUGAAUGUAGAUGGAAUAUGUGAGCUUCUUAUGUGGGUUGGUUUCCUGUUUGUGUCCCAUGCUUCCAUGAUACACCCUUGCUUGCUCAGUCAAGGUACUCUCCCUUCCAAAGACCCACACCCACACAUACAUCAGAGUCCCACAACAUAAUUAUCAGGAAAAUGUGUAAAUUAUGAAACUGACUGAACCUAUGGAAGACUUACAGUGGCUCAGCAGAACUUCAAAAUUGUUGUUUUUUAUAUUUCACAGGCAGUUCUUCACAGCUAAAGUCUUUGCUAAGUUACUUCACAACGAUCCCUAUGGAAGGAUAUCUAUCAUGCAGUUUUUCAAUUAUGUGAUGAGGAAAGGUGGGUCUUUUUCUGUUUUGAACGUAUUGUCAUAUUUUGUUUCACUUUGCCCUUGACUUUCUUUGCCUCAAAACAGAUUCUGUCAUGUAUCUGUAUCUGUUUUACAGUGUGGCUAUACCAAACGAGAAUAGGUCUCAGUUUAUACGACGUGGCUGGACAAGGUUACCUCAGGGAAUCGGUAAGUAAUGCAUGUUCAGCAUGUCGCCUGGCAUAAACUAAAGUGCUUUUUCAUGUCUUGAAUUGCGGGAAUGUAUUUGGUAAUCAGGUGUUUACAUACAAUUAUGUAUGCAAACUAGAAUGUUUCAGGUAAGCAAUAUUCUCCUUUAGUUGUUUCUUGGAGAGAGUGCAGUAGUCUGUUUCUGCUUAACACAGUUGGCAUAUUAAGUACCUGAUGUUCAAUGAGUCUAUCUGAUGUUCAGUUCCAAAGAAUCACAGCUCAAGGGUUAUCUUAACUGCUCUGUACUAGAUUGUUAUUGUUUAGUCUUUUAGUUGUGUCCGACUCUUCGUGACCCCAUGGACCAGAGCACACCAGGCAUUCCUGUCUUCCACUGCCUCCCACAGUUUGGUCAGACUCAUGCUGGUAGCUUCGAGAACACUAUCCAACCAUCUCGUCCUCUGUCGUCCCCUUCUCCUUGUGCCCUCAAUCUUUCCCAACAUCAGGGUCUUUUCCAGGGAGUUUUCUCAUGAGGUGGCCAAAGUAUUGGAGCCUCAGUUCAGGAUCUGUCCUUCCAGUGAGCACUCAGGGCUGAUUUCCUUAAGAAUGAAUAGGUUUGAUCUUCUUGCAGUCCAUGGGACUCUCAAGAGUCUCCUCCAGCACCAUAAUUCAAAAGCAUCAAUUCUUUGGCGAUCAGCCUUCUUUAUGGCCCAGCUCUCACUUCCGUACAUCACUUCUGGAAAAACCAUAGCUUUAACCUGUACUAGAUAGGAGAAUAUUAUUUGACAAAGCUUUGGUAACUAACCUGCAUCUUGUAUUGUGUUAUGUUUGUGGCAGUGAAGCCUCUCAGCAUGCACAAGCAUCAGGAAGGAAGGGUAUGUGGCAUGAAGGGUCGCUAGAGAGUCGGGUUCUUCUGGAGUGUUCACUAGUGUUUGCUUGUUGCAUCCUUACAGCGCCUGUAGGAAGCAGCUGGAGACAAAUGGUCCAUUCCAGACCACUGUAAAGUACAGGAUAAGCGUGAACAGCUGCAGCUCAAGUCAUGGUGACACCUAUACCUAGGGCUGCCAUACGUCCGGAAUUUCCCAGACAUACUGGAUUCGUCAGUCGGAAGUGUUGAUUUUUUGUCAAAUUUCUUGAAAAGGAGCUCAAAAACUUUAUUUAAAAAACCAGAUUUUACAAAAAAAAGCUCUACAACUCUGCGGGGGGGGGGGGACCUUUGUGCCAGAUUUUCACUUUUGAAAUACGGCAAGCCUACUGUGAUGGGAUGAUGAGCUGCUUGUGCGUAAAAUCGUAUCCCCUCAGAGUUUGUUCAAGUCCACAAACCUCUGUCUGUGACGGAGCCCCUCAGACAUGGCUACUCUAGUCACUAGCAGAUUCCGACAGUGGUUGCUUUCGUAAUCGCUUCCAACAUAAAAGCUCCUUAACGGAAACACGUCUUCUGGAAUCUCUGCGUGACAGUUUCCGGCGAGGAGUGGGUGUUCUUACAGGAGGUCCUGAAACCUCUCCACUGUUUUCGCUGGAAGUGUCUCUGAGCCAUCCCUCCAGCUCAGCUCCUCUCCCCUGCUGGUUCCCUCUUCAGCUGCUGCGUCUCUCCCAACCUGUGUGAGCCCUUUCACCUCCCUGUUGGUUCCCUCUUCAGCUGCUGCGUCUCUCCCAACCUGUGUGAGCCCUUUCACCUCCCUUCCGUCCGAUGGCAGUUCCCUGACAUCCACCUCCCCUCCAGGGCCCCCUUCACCCCCUCUCGCCCCCUCCUCUACAGGCGGUGAGGAGGCAAAACCCCGGAAUGAACUUCCUUCAUCUUCCGAUGUCUCGAACACUUCUCUCAACCUGUUGCGGUUCCUGGUCUCAAGUACACCUCCUCCUCAGAGUCCAUCUCCCCUUCCCCUUCCGAGUCCGGGAAUCCUUCCAACUCCUCCCCUUCAUCAGUGGUCCCAAAGUAUUCCCUCCGGAACCUCUCCACAGGCUGAGGUUUCCUUGGGAACCUUUGAUGGAACGUUUCUAUCAAUACCUCGUCAUUGAUAUCUUCAGCCAUUACCCAAGUGUUUUCUGACUCCGGUUCUCCUUCCCACGCUACCAAAUACUCCACCUGAUCCCCCUUCCACCUGGCGUCGAGGAUUUCUGCCACAUGGCUGCUGCAUUCUCUUUCUUCUACGACCGGUCCCGAGUGGCCAGCCCUUCUCGUCCCCCUUCGUACGGUGACAGUAACGACCUGUGAAAUACUGGGUGCAGUUUCAUGUGGUUGGGUAACCGGAGCCUGAAAGCCACUGGGUUGACCUGUUGAAUGACCUCAAAGGGACCCAACCUCCUGGGUCUUAAUUUCUUACAACCUCCUUUGAACGGCAACCCUUGGGUUGACAGCCACACCCUAUCUCCCACCCUUAUGGUUUCACCUUCCCUUCGGUUCUUGUCUGCCUGCCUCUUGUAUUCUUCCUUCGCCCUUUCUAAGUUGAGUUGGAGCUGACGAUGGAUUGCUUCCAUUUCUUCCACAAAAUGCUCGGCUGCCGGGACGCUCCAUCUCUCCCCCUCUCCCCUGGGAAAGCCCUGGGAUGACACCCAUAAUUAGCCAAGAAGGGGCUCAUCCCUGUGGACACAUUCUCGGCAUUGUUGUAGGCAAAUUCCGCCAGCGCCAACUUUUCUACCCAGUCAUUCUCUCUGUCAUUGACAUAACACCUCAGGUAUUGCUGGAGGACACCGUUUGCUCUUUCCGCCUGCCCGUUGGUUUCAGGGUGCCGGGCAGUCGAAAAAUUGACCUCCACCUGCAGUAAGCUCAUGAGCUUCCUCCAGAACCUGGAAGUAAAUUGUUUUCCUCGGUCUGAGACCACCCUCAAUGGCACCCCGUGCAACCUAAAAAUGUUUUCUACAAAUAACUUCGCUGUCUCUUCCGCCGUGACUGCAUGCGAGCAAGCUACAAAGUGGCACAUCUUUGUUAGUAGGUCUACCACCACCAUGAUGGCUGUUUUCCCUUUGGACUUCGGCAGAUCAGUCAUAAAAUCUAUCGACACUGCCUCCCAAGGUCGUUCUGGGGUUGGUAAGGGUUCUAAUAGCCCCGCCGGCGCCCGCCUUUCCCCUUUGGCUCGCUGGCAUUGCUCGCACCCUCUUACAUACUCACGUACAUCUUCCCUCACCUUAGGCCACCAAAAUUCCCUGGUGACCAACCACAUGGUUUUGUGUUGUCCAAAAUGCCCCGCCGUAGGGCUGUCGUGCAACUGCUUGAGUACCCUCCCCUUAACUCUCCUUCAGGGAUAUACAGUGCCCCUUUGUAAUACAAAGCUCCAUUUCUUUCCUCGAAACCCCUGGUUCCUCUCCAUCACCCCUAAGACCUCUGAGCUUAUUCUGGGCGUAUUCAUCAUUCUCUGUUUCCUCUACCAGUUCUCUUUGUCCCACCAAUGCCGCCCCACACACCCAGCGGUCUUCUGGAAUGACAUGUCUCUCUUCGGGUGCCCCCUCCCUCCAAAUAUUCAGGUUUGCGUGAGAGAGCGUCCGCCCUAAUGUUCUCUGGGCCUGGCACGUAACUAAUCUCAAAGUUAAAUUUGGAGAACUCCUGGGCCCAUCUCACUUGCCGUUGGUUGAGCACUCGUGCCGUCCUCCAAUACUCUAGGUUCUUGUGGUCAGUGCACACUUGCACCUUAUGUUGUGCGCCAAUUAGCAGGUGCCUCCAUCUCCGGAACGCCUCAUGAAUGGCUAGUAGUUCUCGGUCAUACACCGUGUAGUUCCUCUCGGAUUUGUUCAGCUUUCGCGAAAAAAGGCACACGGUCUCCACUCUGACCCCUUCUUGCCUGGCUGCAGAAGCACCGCCCCAAUCGCUCUGUCUGAUGCGUCAGUUUCCACUCUCAUCGGUUUUGUAAAUCCACAUGCAGGAGUUGUUGUUCCGAGGCGAAGGCCCUUUUUAGUUCCUCAAAUGCUCGCUCCGCCUCCUCAGUCCACACGAACUUCUUCUUACUGCUGAGACAGUCCGUAAUGGGCGCCGUCAGGUGGGCAAAGUUUCGGAUGAACUUACGAUAGAAGUUCCCAAAUCCUAGGAACCUCUGCACAUCCUUCUUUGUUUUGGGUGUUUUCCAUUCCAGCACCGCCUGGACCUUGCCGGGAUCCAUGGCCAAUCCCUUGUCUGACAGGCGAUACCCCAGGAAUUCCACCUCCUUGGUAUGAAACUGACACUUCUCCAGUUUCACCCACAGCUGGUUGGCUUGCAGCCUGCUCAACACUUCUCUGACGUCUCUCACAUGCUGCUCCUCAUUCUCAGAAUACACCAACACGUCGUCUAAAAGGCCACACAAUUCUUGUAAAGCAAAGGCCCCAGGACGUGGUUCAUAAACGAUUGAAAUGUUGCGGAGCCUGCUUGUAGGCCGAAGGGCAUAACCAAAUAUUCAAAUGCCCCUAAAGGGGUGAACAUAGUGGUUUUCCAUUCAUCCCCCUUCCUUAUUCGUACCAGGUUGUACGCCCCCCUUAGGUCCAGCUUUGUGAAAAUCUUUCCCUUCCGCACCCUUGUCAAAAUGUCGUCAAUCCUGGGCAUAGGGAAGGCUACUGGUUCUGACACUGCAUUUAAGGCCCUGAAGUCACACACCAGCCUCGGCUUGUUCGUGUUUUUCUUAUCCACAAAAACACUGGGCUGCCCCCACCGCCCUGGACUCUCUGAUGAACCCUCUCUUCAGGUUCUUGUCAAUGAACUCUCUUAACUCCUGCAUCUCUCUGUCUGACAUGGCGUACAGCUUGCCUACAGGGAGCUGUGCUCCAGGGAGUAAGUUGAUUUGACAGUCAAAGGGUCUAUGCGGGGGUAGUUGGUCAGCUUCCCUUUCGCUGAAGACGUCACGGAGAUCUGCAUAUUGUCGUGGUACCUUCACGUUCUCUGUUACUUCAGUCCCUGCUAGGGUGGCUUGGACCCCUGCCAAACCCUUUCCCUCUUUGCAGUGUUCUAAGCAAUGUGCUGAACCAAAAGAAACCACUCUCUGAUGCCAGCCCACCAGCGGAUCAUGUAACGCUAGCCAGCUCAUCCCCAAUAUAAUGGGCGCUCCUCCCAAGGUGGCCACAUUAAAAGCUAUCAGUUCGGUGUGCCUUGCUACCUUCAUUAUCAUUGGGACGGUCUGCAAGCUGACUUCUCCACCCAACAGCUCCCUGCCAUCGAUCGUGGUCACCUGCAGGGGGCUGCUUAAAGGAUUGUCUGUAUCUGGUGUUCAGCUGCAAACUCUUUGCUCAUGAAAUUGCAGGAGCUGCCUGAGUCCAACAGCGCCUUUAUCUUUAGAGGGUGUCCGUUUGGCAGCUCUAGCGUCACUUCUAUCACUAGGGCGGGUUUAGGAGGUUCUGGCGUGGGCACUCUCACUGCUCUUUGGCCUGGCUGCUGUGCCCUGACAGUGGCAGCCAGGCGUUGGCUUUUACUUGCUCCGGUAUAUUUUCCUCUCUUCCAUCCACAGCUCCUACCAUCCCUUGCCAUUCUUUCCUCUGGGGGCAGACUCUGGCAAAGUGACCUGGCUGUUGGCAGAGAUAGCAUUUCCGGGCGCCUUUUCCCUCCUUCUUUGCCCCCUCACUGGGCUUUGAAACUGCGCGCGCGCGCUGUUCCGAUUUCCAUCGGCUCUGCCGGUGGGAAAGUUGGCUCUGGAAUGUCUGGAAUGCGGAACUCCUUCCAACGUUCCCCUUUCCCUUCCCGCCUCUCCAAUGCUCUCGCCUCCUGGCGCGCUCCUAUGGCCAGCGCUGAUUUGGUCAGCUGGUCCAUAGACUCCGCCCUGGGCGCCCGGGAAAGUUCGUCUUUCACAGCCGAAGAAAGCCCUUCUUCAAAGAGCAUUUGAAUGGGUUCCGCCGAUAAGUCCCACCCCAAUCUGUGAACAAGCAUGGUGAACUCAGUCCAGUACUCACGGACAGAUCGGCUCCCCUGUUUGCAACCCAUUAACUGUCUGCGCACCACUCCCUUUUCAAUAUCGCUGGAAAACAUCAGAUCCAUGGCGCGAAAGAACUUCAUCGUGUCCUUUAAGACGUCACUAUUUGCUGCCAUCAGGGGUCUAACCCAGUCUCUCGCCCCCUUUUCAAGGUGCUCAAUCACGAAAGCCACUCGUGAUUCCUCGUCAGGGAUUUCUUCAAACUGCAGAUUGAGGGCAUAUUGCAUUUCUGUCCGAAAACCAUGAUAGUUUUGGGCUCCCCCAAACUUCUGCACCAAUCCUGGUACCUUUCUGGCGAACUGGGUGGCUUUCCCCUUUUGUCUGCAUCCUGAGCCCUCCUCUCCUCAAGCCUCGCCGUCUGCAUCGCUAGCUGGACCUCCAACAUCUGGUACCUUUCUUCCAGGCUUGGACCCGCUCCAGCUCCUGCUUCUCCGGUUCCGGCUGGGUUGCUCAUGAUGCCUUCUCCUGCACAAGCUGCUUUCAAAGACUGUCGGAAUGCUGUGAUGGGAUGAUGAGCUGCUUGUGCGUAAAAUCGUAUCCCCUCAGAGUUUGUUCAAGUCCACAAACCUCUGUCUGUGACGGAGCCCCUCAGACAUGGCUACUCUAGUCACUAGCAGAUUCCGACAGUGGUUGCUUUCGUAAUCGCUUCCAACAUAAAAGCUCCUUAACGGAAACACGUCUUCUGGAAUCUCUGCGUGACAGUUUCCGGCGAGGAGUGGGUGUUCUUACAGGAGGUCCUGAAACCUCUCCACUGUUUUCGCUGGAAGUGUCUCUGAGCCAUCCCUCCAGCUCAGCUCCUCUCCCCUGCUGGUUCCCUCUUCAGCUGCUGCGUCUCUCCCAACCUGUGUGAGCCCUUUCACCUCCCUGUUGGUUCCCUCUUCAGCUGCUGCGUCUCUCCCAACCUGUGUGAGCCCUUUCACCUCCCUUCCGUCCGAUGGCAGUUCCCUGACACCUACCUAUACCAUAAUCAUAUAUGUUCUUGUUUCAUUUCCCAGGAUUUAGAAAAUUAUAUUCUGGAACUCAUCCCCACAUUACCACAGUUGGAUGGUUUAGAGAAAUCCUUUUACUCAUUCUAUGUCUGCACCGCAGUCAGGAAAUUCUUCUUCUUUUUAGAUCCUCUCCGAACAGGUAAGUUCAAUUUACUUUGCCUUUUUUUUUUUUUUUUUUUUUUUUUGGUCUUGAGCAGGGACCAGGACCCUAGGCAGGUGGGCACGCAACACCUGCUGACCAGCAAGGUGUGCUGGGGCAGCUCUAUAAAGCCUGCCUGCCCUGGGGGCAAGACCAGACUCUGCUUGUAGCUGCAGUUGCUUGUAGCUGCAUCCAUCUCCCCCCACCUGCUGGACUUACUGAAGUUAGGUAGACAUUCAGUAUUUUUCACUAUGUACAUCCAGAGGGAAGCAGACUGAUUCCCCCUCCCCUAUAUUGCAGUAAAACUGGGGCAAGUCUUGACCUAAAAGGCAGCAUAUGGAUGUUUUAGCAAGGCAAAGGGAAAUUCACAAAAAAUACAAGAGAAUACAAUACAUGAACAGAGUACUUUUUCUUUCUUAUUAAAAUUAUAUAUUCAUCUGAAAUAAUACUUACUUGGUCAAUUAGUAAAAUUAUUAAAUGUAAUUCUCUCCGUGUUGGCUCUUCUAGACUAUAUGAAGUGCUAAUGACGAAUGGUUUAUUUAAAAUUGUUUAAAAAUAACAUUUGUUUUUCUCUUAUAAUUUUGAUUGACUUGAAGGUUUCCAAAUACUAAAACCGUUUCCUCUCAUUCAGUCGCCUUUGUCAUGCUAAGUGGAAACUUUCUUGAUGAAGCCCCUGAAUAUUCCAGUCAUUAAGUAAUAAGUAAUUUUGUGGGGGUUAAUUUGUUUUUGUUUUUUCUUCCAGGAAAGAUAAAAAUACAGGAUAUUUUAGCCUGCAGUUUCCUUGAUGACCUAUUAGAGGUAGAGAUUUACAUUUAUAUUGACAUUUCCUGUUGUGUUUCCUCAUUAUACUUGCUGAAUGCUUACUCAGUAUUUUCAUAUUCAUUCAGUUACGGGAUGAAGAACUUUCUAAAGAAAGUCAAGAAACCAAUUGGUUUUCUGCUCCAUCUGCAUUGAGGGUUUAUGGUAUGUACAAGAAUUUGCAUCAUAUUGUCGCAUCCUCACAAAGCAGCAUUUCCCACAAGCAUUUUUUAUAUUCCUUUCUUUCUUUUCUUUUGUUCUGGCUAUGAUUUUAUACGGUACAAAUAAAAGCCCUUUUGCCAUACCAGUUUGGAAUUGCAGCUUGGUGUCAUGACACUGUAGUUUGUAUAUGCACUUCUUCCAUGAGAGCAUGUCAUAAGGGCAGGGAUCGAGGAGGCAAGAUGGCGAUCGCCAUGGCCGUGCGGAGCGCCUGAAGACUGCCAGCACCAACUGCGCUGCCUGGCUAGUCCCUGUGCUGCCAACACCACCAUGAUCAGGGAGGGGAGACUAGGGGUGCCCAAUGCGACAACCAGGGAGGCUGCACGGAGCACCCCCCAAUGGCCUCAACCCUGCCAGGACCGGGAGCACCCCUUUGGUGGCCCAGUGGAACCUCCAAAGCCGAACACAAAACACAAAGCGAAAAGGAGCCCCCCGCUAGCCGGACACCAGCUUGCUGCCACCACACCAAGAGAAAGAAGUAGGAGGGUACCAGGAAGGCCAGGGAGGGCUCAAGGAAUCAUGCAGUCUAGGCCAGGCCUGACCCCGAGCCUAGCACGAAAACAGCAGGCUGGGGCCAGGGGGGAACUGUGUGCCGGAGACCACCCAGGAAAAAACAAACUCAUCACAGGCCCGCCGAAGAAGGAGGAGGAGGAGAUUUCUAUUAAUUUAUAUAUAUUUUUAAUUUUUUAAAAAAUAAUUUAUUUGAAGAACUGUAUUGGCGUCCAUGCAGGAGGCCUGAACCACUGAAGGCCACUCCCUGGGAACCCCAAGGAGUCCCUAGUGCAGGAUGACAGCGCUUUUAUUGAUUAUUGGAUUGCCUGCAGUGAUCUUAGUAGUUUUUAUUAGCUAUUUAGUAUGAUUAAGUAUUUAGCAUAUAUUUAUUCCUGUCUCGUGUAAACCAGGGGUGGGAAACAUAAAGGCUGUGGACCAUAACUAGUCCUUCAUGGAUGUACUGUUCUAUGCUGCCACCGUGUGGUAAGUUGCUCAUAGGUGGACCCUUUUGAGAUUCUAGAAAAAAGCAAGAUUGACUCAUGGGCCUUACAUAUACAGUGGUACCUCGGGUUACGUACGCUUUAGGUUACAGACUCUGCUAACCCAGAAAUAGUGCUUCAGGUUAAGAACUUCGCUUCAGGAUGAGAACAGAAAUUGUGCAGUGGUGUUGCGGCGGCAGUGGGAAGCCCCAUUAGCUAAAGUGGUGCUUCAGGUUAAGAACAGUUUCAGGUUAAGUACAGACCUCCGGAAGGAAUUAAGUACUUAACCCGAGGUACCACUGUAUAUUGUUCUAUAUGUAAAUGCAAGCUACUUAAAAUCUUGUUCGAAUGCAUCAUUACAACUUUUUCAUUCAGCCCUUACUUAUACAUCUCUCAAUCCACAGUGUUUGCUCUUAGCACACCUCAGAUUUCAAAAUAGGAAUUCCUCUAGUUUCUAAAGACAUCAUUUCUCUAGUUGUGUCAUGGUGGGUUAUGCUGCCUUCUUGUGCUCCUAGGCAGGAGAUGCAGGUUUUUGUCCAUUAACUGGCACUCCGCAUCUCUAGUCAUUUGACUACACAACAACAGAUUGACACAACUACAGCUGCCACAUAAUACACCCGUUCUGCAUUUGUAAGAACUUGAUCGUUUAGUGUGGCAGUGCCUACACUGUGGAACUCCUUGCCUGUUGAGAUCAAGCAGGCACCUUCACAGUACUCAUACAAGAGGGCGGCGCCAGCAGGCUUAGGGGAAACCAAAGGUUUGUAGAAGUACAGAAAACCUAAAAGAGGGUCUUAAAACAGCCUAUUCAGAACGACACAUGUUUAGUGGCCAUAUAAUGUUCAGUGUUGAGGAGACAGGGGAAUGGCGUGUCCUGGAAAAGGGCAUGGCUGCCUGCCCGAAAUCCUGAAUAGAAGCACUCCAUUUUGCAACAUUUUGUUGAGAUCCCACUUGUAAAUAUUAAGUACUGUCACUACAAGACGACAUGGUUUUAUACAACCCCACUACCAACCAUCUUCAUUAAGACAAAAAUCCUGCCAAUUUGUGCAGUAGAAAUCAAGAGGUUCUCUUACUACAAAUCUAAAAAGUUGUAGCAUGUUUGUUCACUAAUCCUUUGUUAUGAAGUGGCACAAGAAAUUGUUACUGCAUUUCCCCCACCCCCCUUCUUUUUCUCCCUCCCUGCAGGACAGUACUUAAAUCUUGACAAAGAUCACAAUGGGAUGCUUAGCAAGGAGGAGCUAUCUCGAUAUGGAACAGGGACUCUGACCAACGUAUUUUUGGACCGUGUCUUCCAAGAGUGCCUGACCUAUGAUGGAGAAAUGGUACUUUUCUCAUAGAUGUAUGAUAGAAGAAAUAUCUUGCAUUUCUUGUAAAGGCAAUGUUGUGGUGUUUGGGUUUUGUUUUUGGUUUUUUUAAAAAAAGUUGGAACUCCUUCACUUUUUAUAUGCAUGCUAACAAAAUAGAAUGAAGUCAAAAUUCUCAUGUGAAUGGCAGCUAAAAACCCACACACUGCAAAUUCAUAACUUAGCAGCUAGCUGAAUAAGAAAUCUCAUUGUGAUAGGGAGGACAGUGGGCUCUUAUUUACCUCCUAAUGCCAAAAGCAAGAACAGCAAGUAACUUAUAAAUUGAAACUAACAAACAGCCUUGGAAGCACAAACAUACAGCCACUAAUAUAGAAUUCACAUUUAUAAGACCUUGCCCUCCUUGUCAAUCAGCAAAGUGGCCAUUGUCUACCUCCCUAAGUUAAAAAUACAAUUAGGUUAUUGUUUAGAAAACUGCUGCUGAGUUUUGAAUAAAAUGGCUCAUUUUGGGGGGAGAUAAUUCUUACAAGUACAUGCAGAACUGGAAUCGGGUAACUGAAUUGGUGGUAAAAAUAGAACGGGAAAACAUAGCUUUUGUUUCCGUACCCAAUUUACAACAGAAGACCUGUGUUGUCAAUAAGAUAUGCUGCAGCAUGUUACUUCUAGUAAAAUGUAUAGAAUUUAGGACACUAGACCGUAUGAUACAUUUCAACCAAUGAUUGACCAGCAAAUUAUUAACUGGCUAAAUAUUAUUUAAUUGCCUAACACAUGAAUUCAGCUUUAGUUGAACUAGAACAAUGGUUGGCCAUUAGAAGACUGUGAUAGGCUGUUGUUCAAAUGUUCAUGGUUCAUUUAGUUCAGACUAAGGGACAACCUCACGAGUAGUUCUGAUAGAAAUCUAUGGGUAUGUUGCCUAUCCAAUAAAAAAGCAUGUAUUUUCUGCACACCCUUUUUUUCUCAGCAGCCAUUUUCUGAGUCAUGCUGUCUUUCAAUGAAAACUAACUGCUCCCCUACAAGGAAAUAGCCACCAAUUAUGUUCUGCUUGCAAAAUCAAUUUAGAAAGUGGACUAUAAUAAACAUGAUUGCAUCUGCUUUUAGGACUAUAAGACGUACCUGGACUUUGUACUUGCAUUAGAAAACAGAAAGGAACCUGCAGCUCUGCAGUAUAUUUUCAAGCUGCUUGAUAUAGAGAACAAAGGAUACCUGAAUGUCUUUUCCCUUAAUUAUUUCUUUAGGGUAAGUCCCUUUUUGUAGAGGUAGGUCAUUUUUUUGUACAUGUGUUGUUACAGCCUUUGUGCCUCUACCUAGAGAUCAGCAGGCAAUUGCUUUAAACUACCAGUGUUUGAGGUGAGGUUUUUGUCAACUUUAAAGAAAUAUAUAAAUGUUUAAAACUUCACAUUAAGAAAGGGAAAUAAUUCAGAAUGGCUUUUCAGAGCACAUCUUACAUAAAGAAAAUACACCACUGUGAUUUUAAUUAAAUACCAGGUUUUGCCUUUUCCGUACAACUCUUCUUUUUAAGGUAAUAGUCUUUGAUGACCUCUAAUGGCUAACUUCUAUGGGAUGUUAAUAUAUUCUGUCUACCAGUAAUAAUGGAUAAGCUGUGGUUCCUAUAUAAUCAGAGGGCAGCUUUCAUACAAUAGCCUGCAUGUUUUAGCAGGCUCUUUCUAAACUUACAUUUUCUCAUUGACUGGAACUCACUCAGAUGAUCCUGUUAUAAAAACACACCUUUAUGAACUAACCGUGACUAUACUAUUUCCAGCAAAUAAGUACUUCUUAGAGGAUCACUGAAUCAGCAGUCUCACAGAUCUGCAGAUGCUAAUAUUAAGUCUUAGGAUGUUACACCACUAGAGAUACAAUUUUACCUUCCACAUAAUCUUGUAGAAAUGUUUGUUAAAUUUAAAUCACCUUUUUACGGGCGCUAAAAUGGCUUUCAGGUUUAAUCCUUUUUUUGUAGGGCAUGUCCUUUUGUGAAUUUUGAAGAUAAAAUAGUGACUCCACUGUCAUCCCACACAAGUAUAUAUUUCAUUCAGAUUAAAGCAAUCAGAGCAAUUCAGUCUUGUUUGUAAAAGCUAACCCCCUUAAUAUUGAUCACCUCCAAUUCUGUGCCUACUCAACCGAAGUAUUUUGCUGCUAAUGACUCAGGAGUAGGAUAAUUCAACUAAAGGUUUAGAGAAAGAAAAUCUGGAACACUUUCAAAGCUUUUACAAUAAAUGCUCUGCAGGUUUAAAAUACAUUCAGAGCUGUGUUCUUUUAGCAGCGUGAAACAGAUUAAUUCUUCUAUAACAAACAUCAAUUGGCCCUUCAUCUUUCAAUUAUUUCUUCUUCCAGUAUACACUUUAUAGUUAGUCUCAAAGUUUGAGGCUAAAAGCCUAUUUUAACAAUAGGCCUGCUGCUUGCUUCAGUUCUAAUACUUUUCUUCAAAGUGGGCUAGAAGUUGGGAAUUGUUGCACAUAGAUUGAACAGAUGGUGAGCGCUUUCUGCUUUGAUAGAUCUGCAGAGAAAAUGACAGAUUUCAGUCCCUGCCUACGCUUCACACAAGGGGAAUGAACACAGGCAGCAUACCUCUCCGAACAGAUGAUAAAGGACAAGAUUCUUAGCUCAGUGGAAGCAUAUACUUUGAAUGUUUAAGAUCUCUGGUUCAAUCCCAGCACCUGCCAUCAAAGGAUAUUUGGUAGCAGGAACUGAACAAGACCUCUACCUGAGACCCUGGAAUACUUCUACUAUUCUGAGGAGACAGGGCUAAAUUAGAUGUAUGAAUUAGCACAUAGUAGAGUUAUUUAUCCAUGUUACACAGCUUAUUCACUGUCUUGGAUUUGAAAACAUGCUGUCUUGUUUUCUGAACAUAUGUUACACCUCUUUGUGCUGUUGCCAUAGGCUAUUCAAGAACAGAUGAAAAUUCAUGGGCAAGAACCAGUUUCUUUUCAAGAUGUCAAGGUUAGAUUUCUAUCAAAAUUUAUUUGUAUGCAGUAGUAUGAGAAAGACCUGACUUUCUGAAAUGAGAGAGAGUAUAUGUUUAUAUGUACUAGGGGCAGUAUUGUGGUAGAAUGUUGAUUCCAUAGUUAAUGUCUUAAUAGUAUUGAAUUUGGUCCAAUAUAUUUUUGAAUGUUUUUGGAAAAAACAGUAAUAUUCUAUAUAUCUAGCCUAUAGACAAAUAGAACCUUCAGGGAGAUCAUUCUGCGGUAUAAAGUAACAGGCCUAGAAGGCCUCUUGCCUAAAAAAUGUUAACAGGCAAAUAUUUCACUUAUUAUAAUUAUCCAUGUAAUGUUAAUUGGGGUUUUUUAGAGGAUACUUUCAUUUUGCUACUUUGAUUUCUGAAUCCAUCUUGAAAGUUGAAUGGGAGAACUGAUAGAAGCUUGGACACAUGCCUCAUUCUCAUCAAAGCAGCACAAGUGGGGGAAACGAUAGCUGGUGCCCCCAAAACUCGUAGCAGUCACUAAGGGGUAAAACCUCUACAUGUAGCCGCUUAACCAGAACUCUUUUGUCAUGCCACCAUAGAUCCUUUUGCUAUUUGCAGGCAAAUGGCUUGCCACCUUGGACAGUUUAAAGCAGCAUGCACUUGGUGGCUGUAUUGUGUGUGUGUUAUGUUGUGUCAAUUGGAAAACAUGAAUUGAUUUGUGAGGCAAGCUUUUUACUGCAAGUAGGUAAGGAAGUGUUAUCAUGGCGUCAAGAAAAAUUACCUGUCCUAUGCGAGACCCACUGCUGAAAAAGAUCAGCACUUGGGAGACAGCUGUCACAUGGAGCAAUUAAAUGUAGCUGUACAUCUGCCCUUAGGUUAGUGCAGGGGUCGGCAAACUAAGGUCCGUGGGCCGAAUGCGGCCCACCAGGCUUGUUAAUCUGGCCUGUGAACCUUGCGGGCCCUGCUACCCACUCGGUCAAUCCCUGCGCUAAACCAGCACAGCGUGGAGGCCUCGCCGCGUGGGGACUGACUUCCACAACGCUGGCGCAGCCGCCAAUCCAAUGCUGGAAGCUCCUGCCACCAAUCUGAAGCCGCGGACGCCUCUGGGUGGGCGGCAAUGCUGGCGCAGCUUUGGGUUGGCCACAAAGAAGCUCCUGCAGCCAAUCCGAAGCUCCGGACACCUCUGGGCAAUGCCCCUUCCAUCCCGCUUAGGCGGCCGUGUAUGGUCAAAAGCUGAGUGGGAUGAAGCAGUGGUGGCGCGGAGGCUGCCUCCGCUGCCCAGCAUGGGCUCUGCGCCCCAUGGACCCCUGGCCAAGGCAGAGGAUGAUGACGCUGCCAAAGACAAGGUGGUGUGAGUGGCAGCGGGGGUCCUUUUGGGAGAGGGUGGGUCCUACCUCUCACAAGGUCUGAGGGACAGUGGUUUCGGCCCCCUCCUGAAAAAGUUUGCUGACCCCUGGGUUAGUGUAUACAGAUUCCAAAUUUAAUCUAGGUCACUACCAUCCCCUCCAAAAUGCAUUUACAGGAGCUGAUGACCACUGCUCCUUAUGCUGGCUGCUAAGACAAAACAGGUCUCAUUCUUAUCCGCUCAGUAAUUUACUCAAACACUGUGGGAGCAGCACUGCAAUAAAGAACUUUACUAAACUGUGACUGUAUUUUGAAAGCAAGUAUAAACACAUCCUUCGUAUAUUGUUCAGUUUACACUCCUUUUCAGCAAGGAUGUGCUUUACUACUAGAAUUGAACACCAAAGCAUGAGGGGAAAGUGAAAUUAAGUGUUACUUAAUUAUUUUGAUUAAAAAAAAAAGUCCUGGUACUGGUCCACAAAACAUUUUUAUCCUAUUCGACUUCCAUUAAAGAAACUGUUAAUUUUUGGUUGCUUUUUCUAGGAUGAAAUAUUUGACAUGGUGAAGCCCAAGGAUCCUUACAAAAUCUCUCUUCAGGACUUAAUCAACAGUAGUCAAGGCGACACUGUCACUAGCAUUUUAAUUGAUCUUAAUGGCUUCUGGACCUAUGAGAACAGAGAGGUUCUUGUAGCAAGUGACAAUGACAACACAACAGAUCUUGAUGAUACAUGAUUUAACAGGAAUAGACUGUAUCCAUGGAGAUCUGCCCAACUGAUACAGUGACCAUUUAAAGCUGAAUAAUGUAUUCAUUACCCAAAUAAAUGAAGCUUCCAUGUAGCUCCAGAUGGACAAGUUUUGUAUAAGGCUUGUGAGAUGGAUCUUCUCUGAAGCAAAAAAGGAAAAGAGUACUGCUGUUUGUUGAAAAUGUAAUUAAACGUUUACAGACUUUUCUGGUAAAUUAAGUUUAUUGAAAUUAUUCCUAAACCUACAAGCCACCUUCCAGUUUAGACAAAUUAUACCUGUUGGUAUAAUUUGGUCUUGAAUACUCUUUUUGGUUUUGUACUGGGUGCAUUGGCAUUGCAAAAACAAAUCAUGUGCAAGAAAGAAACAAAUCUCUGGAUCAUUUAUAUCUGAAAUAUCAGAUAUGUAGAACUGUAGUUACAAAUGUGCAGCUCAAUUUUUUUUAAAACUACUAUGGAAGUAAAUACCUGUCAAAUGGAUAAUAGUGAAACCUCCUACUAAACAGCAUCACAAACCUUCAUCUACUAUAACAAGCAGUUAGUGUAAAUGCUCAUGAUGGUGUUAAUUGUUCUAAGUGUUGCAAGUGCACAAAUACUGGGCUUCAAAAGUCAUGGGUGUUUCUCAAAACAUAUGACUAUCCUGUCAAAAUAUACCUCUGAUGUCUUAAUUGCAUGCAGCCCUCCAAGGCCUUAUCCAGGAGUAACUUCUGUGGAACUUACUUCUAAGUAGACACAGGAUUAUAGGCUUAGUAGGGUAAAUGUAUAGGCUUACUAGAAUCCCAGGACCUACUACUGGGUAUUUUAAUGGCACCUGUGCCUGCUGCAUUCAUAGCAAAGGUUUGCUAGUCCUAUAAUAACAACUCUGAACCCAACUGAUUUAAAAUUAUAUUAAAUAUAAAAU